Molecule: messenger RNA, 1741 nt
Organism: Hyla sarda
Lineage: Eukaryota; Metazoa; Chordata; Amphibia; Anura; Hylidae
Exons: 3
Coding region: 593-1741 (382 amino acids)
Source: RefSeq, a predicted model, not a curated record
AUUUUCGUUUCGUACAUAUUCGUAUUAAAAAAAAUUCGGUUCUGUUGCACAUUCGUUAUAGAGUAAUUCGUUUCAAUCUGUUUUCGGAUGCAUCCGUACAUUUUCGGAUCAAUCCGAAAUAUAUUUCGGAUGCAUUCGUUAUAUCACACCCGUCCAUUAUUUCGUACACAUUCGUUACAUUUGGCGCAUUCGUUACAUUUGGCGCAUUCGUUACUUCAGACAUAUUCGUUAUUUCGGCCGCAUUCGUUUUACUUUCGAAUUCGGCAAAUUACAUUAUUCGUUUUAUGUUGCUGUAUUCCUAACGAUUAACGAAAACAGCCGAAGUAAAGUUAGGCCAGUUCAGUCAGGGGCUCAGAGUUUUUACCCAGUGGCCCAGAUUUAUCAAACUGUGUGAGAGAAAGAGUGGAGUGGUCUGGUCUCCCAUAGCAACCAAUCACAGUUCAGCUUUCACUUUACCAGAGUUCAUUAUCUGACAUGUGAUUGGCUGUUGUGGUCACUCCCCUUUUUCUCUCACACAGAUUGAUAAAUCUUGCCAGCGUGUACUGAGAGUGAGAAAUUGAUUGUAUUGUGCGUAAAUUGUGUGAAAAAAACAAUGUCUGGAAUGAGAGAAAUUGUGUCUGUGGUGUCUGGGAGAGAGGAUGGUGACGGUGAGCGUGCUGUUGUGGAUGUGAGUGAUAGAGCAUGUGUGAGUGAGCGUGCUGUUGUGGAUGUGAGUGAUAGAGCAUGUGUGAGUGAGCGUGCGGAUGAUGAGUGUAGUGGUGGCGUGGAGAGGAGAGGAGAGAAGAGGAGGAGUAAAGUCCGAGCAUGUCCAAUCGCAAGACAAAGUGGUUGGGCAAUAUCGGACUCUGGCAGUGGCAGCCACACAUCUGAGUCUGAGAGUCUGCACUCAGUGGGAGUCCCACCAGCCAAAAAACAAAGAGGGCCGAAAUUCACGGAGGCAGAGAACGUAGCACUGGUGGCUGCUGUUAGCACAGAAAAAUCCGUGUUAUUCAACACGACAGUGGGUACCCAGGAGAAGAUGGCCGCCUGGAGCCGGGUGAGGGAGAAAGUGUCCCAAGUUGCAAGUGGCACAGCGGACAGGACAGUUCUCAGCAUCAGGCAUCGGUACUAUGACUGCAGGGCAUCAGUCCUCAAAAAAAUAAAAAAGCAGCAGCAGAGGAGGAACAUCAACUUCAAGAACUGGGAGCUGGAGUUGAAGAAGCACCUCCUGCCAGAGGCUCAGACAUCCGAGGCAGAGAGAUCUGAUCAACAAGGCCAGGCUUCAUUAAGGAGUCACCAUGACAGUUCCCCACCAUCACCUGUCCUGUCACAUUUGGAGAGCCGGAGUGAGGUUGAGGCAGAUGAUAAUGUGCCAGUACCUGAGGAGGACAUGGGCCAACCCCUGAGCUCAGCUGCCUGUUCACCAGCUAUCCACAGUCCACCCAGUCCACUAUCUCCAACCCCAGCACCCGCAUCUGUCCCAAUGGACACGUACCUUAGGGUACUCCAAGAAAGGGACAGGUUGUCCAGGGAGACGAGGCACCUUGCACGGGAGAUGCGACGCUUGAAUAGGACCAUGCACCAACUUCACCGACGGCAGGCUGACGACAUCCAAGUGAUGUUGGCCCGGGUCAGCCAGCAGCACCUUCAGGCCACAGCACAGCUAAGGGUGGACCUCCUGACGGCAAUAUCAAGAAUCAGCCAAUCACCUCCAUUGGCUGACACCAGCAGCAGCAACAAUGGGGCACCUUCACAAACCUAA